Molecule: messenger RNA, 1535 nt
Organism: Cephus cinctus (wheat stem sawfly)
Lineage: Eukaryota; Metazoa; Arthropoda; Insecta; Hymenoptera; Cephidae
Product: dynein regulatory complex subunit 2
Exons: 6
Coding region: 119-1462 (447 amino acids)
Biological process (GO): axonemal dynein complex assembly; regulation of cilium movement; cilium-dependent cell motility
Cellular component (GO): axoneme; axonemal dynein complex
Source: RefSeq, a predicted model, not a curated record
UUCAUAAUGUAUUAUCAUAUUGUAUAUCCAUGGUAACCAGCAUGUGAUUGAUCAAACGAUUUUCCAAGUAUCAUUCAUUAAGGUAGACUUGUUAAAGUCGUAGAAAUAGAUUUUCGAAAUGCCAGCUAAGAAGAAAAAAGGAAAAGCUUCAAAAUUGGCUCGUAUGAGCGACGAGGAGCGUACACGUUAUUUGCAACAUAGAGCAGAAUUAGAAUUGGAAGCGAAGAGGCGUAAGCAACAAUUAAUAGCUGUUUUUACAAAGAAUAAACUAAAACGCGAAGAGGCAUUUUCGCGACUCAACACUGCAAAGAUCAACGAGCAAUGGCGUUUCAUAUUACGGCAAAUCAAGUGCCGCGAAUUAUAUGUGCACGUCGAGUAUCUUUGGAAGAACUUUGACAGAACAUUAGAAACACGAGAUGCUGUGAUACAGAAAUUGUAUGAUGAAUUGGAAACGGCGGAUGCUGAUCACAGAAGGUCGCAAGAGGCGCACGUUACGAUGUUGGAUAGAUUAAUUGGCAUGCACAGGGACAGACUCGCGACUCUGCGGAUAAAUUAUCAACAGGCUUUGAAGAAAAUCGAAUGUGGCGAAGUAAAGGAAUUGCAAGAGCUCAAGAAAGAACUGAACGAGGACGCUAAACACUUGCAAACUAUAAUUUUUGCACAGAAAGAGUGUUUAGCAACGAAAUUAGCUCAAACCAGAACACGCAAUGCUGUGAAUACACAUAAUAUUGUGUAUUCGAAAGAAGAAACGUUAUCAGAGUUGAGUCGUGAUAUAGGCAGUAAAAUGGAAGAUAUGUGGGUUCAAUUGAAUUCAAUUAUUUCGGAGUACAUGUCGAACACGGAAAGUAAACGGAAACAGUAUGAAUAUUUAAAGGAACAGGAUGAUGCAGCAAGGAUGGAGGCUGCUCUGUUUCCUAAACAUCAGGCACAACUCCAGGAUACUAUAGAAAAGUUGAAAGAAGACUUGGAUGUACUUUCGCGUGACUGCGAAGAUACUACUACAGAAUUAAGGGACCAAGUUCAAGAGUUAAAUAAGCGUAUUUGGAAAUUAAGACAUGAUACAAAAUUAGCUGGCACUAUCGAUGCUAUACAACUGAAGAGGCUGAGUGUCAUUAGCGCGGGAGUAAUAAAAGAAUUGGAAAGCUGUAAGGACAAGGGUAUGACGUUAAAAUUAUUAUUGAAAAUCUGCUCGAAUCUAGAGUUGCCAUUACCUGCUAUUGAAAAAUAUGCAAUUUGCAAUGAGAAUACAGGAAAGGAAUCGUAUUCAAAAUAUAUCACUAAUCCUUAUAACAAAAUGGAAAAGUUUUGGGAAAAAUAUAAUCGUAUCAAAGCUGAGAAUAUAUUGAUGAGGAAAGAUCAUGAUCGUUUGUGCGCAGAAAAUAAACGGCUCAGGCACAAUUUGCGUACUUAUCUUAUAACAGUUGUUAGAUCGCCAGCUUCCAGGCCACAUACUGCGAUUUAGAAUAUUUAAUGUUUGUCACUUCUAUUUAUCAUAUUUCUUAAAAUACUAAUAAAAUAAAGAAUGAUAACUUGUA